GACGUAAUCGCCCUUAGUAACCCUCCGUGGCUGGCGUCUUCACGACACAAGACAACAAGAUGGGAUUGCUGUCAAUCCUCCGCAAGCUGAAAAGCACACCGGACCAGGAGGUACGGAUACUGCUGCUCGGGCUGGACAAUGGCGGCAAGACCACCCUGCUCAAGCAGCUGGCCUCCGAGGACAUCAGCCACAUCACCCCCACCCAGGGGUUCAACAUCAAGAGUGUCCAGUCUCAGGGCUUCAAGCUCAAUGUUUGGGACAUCGGGGGCCAGAGGAAGAUCAGGCCGUACUGGAGGAACUACUUUGAAAACACUGACAUGCUCAUUUACGUCAUUGACAGCGCCGACAGGAAGAGGUUUGAGGAGACGGGUCAGGAGCUGGCCGAGUUAUUGGACGAGCAGAAGCUGAGCGGCGUCCCGGUGCUCAUCUUCGCCAACAAGCAGGACCUGCUGACGGCCGCCCCCGCCGCCGAGAUCGCUGAGGGCCUCAACCUGCACACCAUCCGCGACCGCAUCUGGCAGAUACAGUCCUGCUCCGCCCUCACCGGUGAGGGCAUCCAGGAGGGCAUGAACUGGGUGUGCAAGAGCGUCAACUCCAAGAAAAAGUAGUUUUUUUUGUUUUGUUUUUUUUAGUGGAACAGCAGCAGCAGCAGCACAUGACAACAUAGACACACACAGACGCACCCUCCUGAGCCUUAAUACAAUGGGAUACACUUGUGAAUGUACACACACAUACUACUAAUUCAACACAGAGUUUUUAAGCUAACGGCUGCAUCUCCCGGGUGUUUUUUACGCUAGUUUUCGUCACGCCAUCACCAUCAUGGACCCUUCUAACAUACCAGCAGCACUAACUGUCUUUGGAAUCCCACUAUGAGGUCAAAGUGUGUCGUUUAAAAAAAAAAAAAAGGCUCUGCUUGAAGUGAGGUAUAUUUUUGUAAGUGUGUUAUUUAUGGUAGAGCGCUUUCACACAUACCCCCCCCUUAACAGUCAUACUGUACAUGUUAUGUAUAAAUUAUGAAUUAGAAGAAUGGCAUUUUUAAUCCACUGUAAAUAGCGUGAGCCUGCUGUGCUUUCAUUGUGACAGUGAUGCACAUUUUGGAGUCUGGAAUGUUUGCAUAUCUUAAGGUUAAUGCUUUUUUUUGGGGGGGGGGACUGACAGCAUUUCCUUUUGAUAUUCUCCAUAGUCAUCUGUCCAGAAUUGAAGGUACCGUAUGUGAAUAAAAACCCAAGCAGAACGGAACGUUUGCAGAGUUUUAAUGCUCAACGGUGCGUGGGAGCAGGUGUCAGCGGCAGCCCCCGUGUCAAGAGGUCUCUGUGGGCGACAGCUGCCGGGCCUCGGGUUCACUAGAAGCGAGGAAAGGCACACAAAAAAUGCAUCAUAUCCACGGCGGUGCUUUGUUUCGCAUUAUGCAGGUCAAAUGUAGACUAGAGUGUAGGAAGGGCCGUUCAUCCGCCUCAUCUUUCUCUCACAAAGAUUCUCUUUGUGUCGUCCUCACGCACUCAUCAACAUGCUAAAUGCUGAUCCAAGUGCUGUGAGAAGUAGAACUAAACGUUAUUUACGCUGCCUUACGUGUUGCAGCACAAACUCACUUGAUGAGAUGCAGCUGCUGGAAGCUUAGCUAAUGGGUAGUUUUGAGCAAAAAGUCAUUUCCUCAUUUCAUUUAGUCCAAAACAUCACAGCUCUUUGCUGUCAUUUUUCAUGCUAUUUUUAUGCUAAGCUAACAUGAGUUAUGUCAAAAGCAGAACAAAUUGAUUUCCUUUUGGUUCCGACAGUGAGAGACAGAGUAAAAAGAAAAUUUCUCAAAAUAUGCAGAAAGAAAUCAAUUUUUCAAGGUAUGGGGGACACCUCCAAUUGUUACGUACUGUAACAGUAAACUUUAAAAACUGCUGCAUGUUAGAAAAAAACUCAAUCCAUUACUAUUAAAUAAAUCAUUUAGAAUAAAAAUGUAUGUGGCUGUAAUACUACUCUUCGCCUCAAGGGGCAACAGAGAGCACUGUGUUGCCUUGCUCCCCUUCACAUGAGACAACAAACAGGCUGACCAAGUCAAUCACCCAUUGUCCUACCCCACCCACAAUCAUUUCCUUUACGGCUGUCAGGUUGACAAUACAAACUUGAGAGGUGGGCGGCGACCAUAUUAUCUGCACGUCCUCCGUUGCAUCAAGCAGCUGCACAACAGCUGUGUGCACAUGCGUGGGAGAAUGUCAGGAGAGUGGGAAAAAAUUGUGUGUGUGCCGCAUAUGUUUCUGGGUGGGGACAUAGGUGGGACCAAAAAUGAAGGUUUUUUUUUUGUUAAAAGGUGUGUUUGAAAGCACAUCCAGUGCACUCAUUUUAAUUGGGAUAUCGAUGCAAGCCAUCAAAGGUGAUGUAAUUAUCUGUCAGGACGGGGCAAUGUUGUUUAUAAGUCGUAGGAAGACUACAAAAUAAAUGACUGGAAAAUAGAAAUUGAGCCGCGUGAUUGAGAUGGCCUUGUUAUACCACUUUACGCCACACGGGGCGAUAGUGAGUCACCGACAGAAAAAUCACAUGCUGUAAAAAAUAUGCUAUGUAUAAUAAACAUAUAUAAAUAUAUAUGCAUGUAAUUAUUUUACACACAUUUAAAAGGUAAAAAUAAUUGGGUUUGAGUAAAGGCAACACAAAUAUUUUAAAAUCCACAAUAGAAUAAUGAAGAAUAAGAAGGUAAAAUAAAUGAUUGGAUUUCAGUAAAGGCAAUAAAAUUUUUUAAAAAAUAAAAGAAACAAAUGUUUUCCUGUUUUCCAGUAAAGGCAAUAAAAAUAUUUAAAUAAUGCAAAAAUGAUGAGGUAGAAAUGA
Molecule: messenger RNA, 2808 nt
Organism: Dunckerocampus dactyliophorus (ringed pipefish)
Lineage: Eukaryota; Metazoa; Chordata; Actinopteri; Syngnathiformes; Syngnathidae
Gene: arl3b
Product: ADP ribosylation factor like GTPase 3b
Exons: 6
Coding region: 60-608 (182 amino acids)
Biological process (GO): cilium assembly
Cellular component (GO): cytoplasm; microtubule cytoskeleton
Molecular function (GO): GTPase activity; GTP binding
Source: RefSeq, a predicted model, not a curated record